This is a messenger RNA of Fundulus heteroclitus (mummichog), 2227 nucleotides long. It is a transcript of the gene me1, whose product is annotated as malic enzyme 1, NADP(+)-dependent, cytosolic. The transcript has 14 exons. The record is from RefSeq and is a predicted model, not a curated record. Gene Ontology annotation, cellular component: mitochondrion. Gene Ontology annotation, molecular function: NAD binding; malate dehydrogenase (decarboxylating) (NADP+) activity; malate dehydrogenase (decarboxylating) (NAD+) activity. Gene Ontology annotation, biological process: pyruvate metabolic process; malate metabolic process. The coding region runs from base 128 to 1894 and encodes 588 amino acids. Lineage: Eukaryota; Metazoa; Chordata; Actinopteri; Cyprinodontiformes; Fundulidae.
AGUCUCCGGCUCUUCUUAAACCCCCCGGGGCGGACGUGCUGCCAGAGCUACGCGGUUGGACCUGAGCUUCCACUUGUUGAGUUCCCAACGGUUCAAGCAGAGCGGCUCUAUUUAAAGAGGCAGCGACAUGGCGCACGGGCUGGUCAGGCGGGAGUCGGUGGACACGGAGAUGCACAGAGCCGGAGGCAGCGGGAAGACGUUGGUCUCCACCAAGAAGAAGGGCUACGAUGUCACCAGAAACCCCAACCUCAACAAGGGAAUGGCCUUCUCCUUGGAGGAGCGUCUCCAGCUGGGAAUCCACGGCCUGGUGCCUCCUUGUUUCGUCAGCCAGGACGUCCAGCUGCUCAGGGUCCUCAAGAACUACGACAUGAAAAGAGACGACCUGGACAGAUAUGUGUUCCUGAUGGGGCUCAUGGACCGCAACGAGAAGCUCUUCUACCGACUUAUAACGUCAGACGUGGAGAGGUUUAUGCCCAUCAUUUACACUCCCACUGUGGGUCUGGCCUGCCAGCAGUAUGGCCUCACCUUUAGAAGACCAAGGGGACUUUUCAUUACUGUUCACGACCGUGGCCACGUCGCUUCAAUCCUCCGAAACUGGCCGGAAAAAGACAUCAAGGCUGUUUGUGUGACGGACGGCGAGAGGAUCCUGGGCCUGGGAGAUCUGGGUUGCCACGGCAUGGGCAUCCCAGUUGGCAAGCUGGCCCUCUACACAGCCUGUGGAGGAAUGCCUCCCCAGCAGUGCCUGCCAGUCACGCUGGAUGUUGGCACAGACAACGAGGCACUGCUGAAUGACCCCCUCUACAUCGGGUUGAAGCAUAGGAGAGUCCGAGGCCAGGCCUAUGAUGACCUGAUAGAGGAAUUUAUGAAAGCUGUUUCAGACAGGUAUGGAAUGGACUGUCUGAUUCAGUUUGAGGACUUUGCAAACACCAACGCUUUCCGUCUGCUGAACAAGUACCGCAACAAAUACUGCACAUUCAACGACGACAUCCAAGGCACGGCAGCAGUGGCAGUAGCAGGACUGCUCGCCGCCCUCCGCAUCACCAAAAGCAAAAUGAGCAACCACACCAUUGUGUUUCAAGGGGCUGGAGAGGCAGCGAUGGGCAUUGCUGAGCUGAUCACCAUGGCCAUGGAGAAGGAGGGACUUACUAAAGAAGACAGUUUGAAAAAAAUCUGGAUGGUUGAUUCAAAGGGACUCAUCGUCAAGGGUCGAGACCACCUGACCCAUGAGAAGGAGAGGUUCGCCCAUGAGCAUCCUCAGAUGAAACACCUGGAGGAUGUAGUCCGGGAACUGAAACCCACAGCUAUCAUUGGUGUGGCAGCUGUUGCCGGAGCUUUCUCUGAGAAGAUCAUCAGGGACAUGGCUUCCUUCAAUAAGCGACCAAUCAUCUUUGCCCUCAGCAACCCAACCAGCAAGGCUGAAUGCACUGCUGAGCAGUGCUACACGUUCACCGAGGGGCGUGCCAUCUUCGCCAGCGGCAGUCCGUUCGACGCCGUCACGUUGCCUGAUGGGAGGAAGCUCUAUCCCGGUCAGGGCAACAAUGCCUACAUCUUCCCCGGAGUAGGCCUGGCCGUCACUGCUUGUGCCUUGCGACAUAUUACCGAGGAUAUCUUCCUCACAGCGGCGGAGGCUCUUGCUAACCUGGUGACCGAGAAGGAUCUUGAAGAGGGAAGACUCUAUCCUCCUCUCAGCUCCAUCAGGGAGGUUUCCCUUAAACUGGCCGCUAAGAUCAUGGAUUAUGCCUACGAGCACAAAAUGGCCACGCUCCGUCCAGAGCCAGCCGACAAAGAAGCACACGUCCGCUCCAUCUCCUACAGCACUGACUAUGAUGACUUCACUGUUGACUCAUACCAGUGGCCAGAGGACUGUACGGCUGUGCAGUCAUGUAAACUUUGAUGUUCUGCACAUUAAAAGAAAAAAAAUGCCCUUAAAAGGGAAUAUUACUACUGACAUGCAAUGUUAUCCAAAGUCAAAGAGUUGGGAUUGAGGAGAUGUGUCUAGGACUUUCCCUUUGAUUUACAUUACUGCACUUUAAAAUAACUGAUGCCAGGUCGGGCGUUAUUGGUUUGCGUCACGAAACACUGCAGCAGUUGUUUUAUGGUAGAGUAAAUGAGGAGGGUCCUUUGUGGUUUACCUUUGAUUGUUCUGUAAUAGGCAGUUAUCUUAUGAUUGUGUCAGCUAAAAUCCAAAGACACUUUGCCAAAUAAAGAAAAAGCUUUUGAUUAAAUA